AUGAGAGAGCUGCGCCAGCCUGAGGCAGACCUUCAGGCCCCAGUCCAGGCCCAGGGCCCGGUGGAGGCGCAGCUGUUCGGGGCUGCGGGGGAGGAGGCCGCAUCCCCCUCGCCCUCCUCCUCCUCCUCCUCCUCUUACCCUGUCCUGUUCCAGGUCACCCUGGAGGAGGGGACUGAUGCUGGGGAACCCAGUCCCCCCCAGAGCCCCUCCCCUACUGCCAUGGCCGCCACUCCGUGGAGCCAAUCUGAAGACGAUGACUCCAGCAGCCAAGACGAGGAGGGGCCGAGCACCUGGCAUGACCAGGAAGAUGCGGAUCCCUUGCACCUAGACCCACUACCACUGAAGGUGGCUGACCUGGUGGCAUUCCUGCUCCUCAAGUAUCGCACCAAGGAGCUGACCUCCAAGGCGGAGAUGCUGAAUAUCGUCUUCAGAGACCACUGGGACCAGUUCCCCAUGGUCUUCAGCCAAGCUUGCGAGUGCAUGCAGCUGGUGUUUGGCGUGGACGUGAAGGAGGUGGACCCCCACGAGCGCACCUACGUCCUGGUCCCCACCCUGGGCCUCACCUGUGAUGCAGUGCUGAGCGAUGGGCAGAGCAUGCCCAAGGCCGGCCUCCUGGUGAUGCUCCUGGCCUGAUCCCCUGAGGGCGACCCCGCCCCUGAGGAGGAGGUCUGGGAAUUGCUCAGCAUCAUAGGGGUGUAUGCAGGGAAGCAGCACUGCAUCUACGGGGAGCCCAGGGAGCUCCUCACCAAAGUGUGGGUGCAGGAGGGCUACCUGGAGUACCGGCAGGUGCCCCACAGCGACCCCGCCCGCUACAAGUUCCUGUGGGGUCCCCGGGCCCACGCGGAGACCAGCAAGUGGCAGGUCCUGGAGCAUCUGCUCAGGGUCAGUACCGUGGGUCCCACAUGUGCAGAGGGUGUGAGCGAUGAGGAAGAGGGGGCCUGA
Balaenoptera musculus (blue whale) is the source of this 942-nucleotide messenger RNA. RefSeq names its product melanoma-associated antigen 10-like. The record is from RefSeq and is a predicted model, not a curated record. The transcript has a single exon. Gene Ontology annotation, biological process: negative regulation of transcription by RNA polymerase II. Gene Ontology annotation, cellular component: nucleus. Lineage: Eukaryota; Metazoa; Chordata; Mammalia; Artiodactyla; Balaenopteridae.